AGAGGAGCUGCGUCCAGUCCAGCUGUGCUGGGGGCCAUCGGAGGUCACUAGCACCCGUGGGCAGGAGCGUGACUCCAGAAGCCCACCAGGAUCAUCCUGUGCUGAGGCCAAGCAGGGCACCCGGACACUGCCCAGUGUGAGGGAGGGCACCCGCCUCCCGAUCCUGCCGCACACCUGGGGACACCUGGGCCUUCAGCCUCAUCUCUGUGACUGCUCAGGCAGCCAUGUGUCCUUCGACAAGUCAGGGUACCCAAAACUGUCCCUGCUCAGCCUGAGAGCUCAGCCCGGAGGGCUGGGCAGGUAGGAGCUGUGGGAGGUGCCCAGAAGCACCUGGUCCUGGGCAGGGCCAGGAAGAACAAGGUGCGCGCCUGUGUGUGUGUUUGUGUGUGUGUGUGUGUGUGUGUGUGUGUGUGUGUGUGUCCCGCACCACCUUCAGGGCUGGGUCGCAGCAGAUGCCACCAAGGGACAGACCAUGUUCUCUGGGGACCCCCUCAGGCUCCCCUCCUAGCUUCCGUCCCGUUGGCAGGGACAGGAGACUUCUGAAUGGCCCCCUGUCUGCUUCCACCCUCCUGCCCAGGGAACAGGACCUGCAUUAUGGCUGGGGGUGGGCACUGGCCUCUCAGAGGAGCCUGAGGCCUCCCCAGCCCCUCAGCCCAUUCAGCCCUGCCAGGUGCAGCCCAUCCAUCAGGCAGCUGUCAGUCCCUUUGCUGCCACCUGCUGCUCUGCCAGCCUGGCCAGGCCUCUCUCCAGCCCUUUCACUGGCACUUGCAGCUGCAGGGGCCCUGGCCUCCCUGGGGAACUGAUCCAGCUGCCCUGCUCCCCACUGGGGUUCCUCCUGCACCUCCCAGACCAGCCUUCCUAUCCCUAGGGUGGGGGAGGCUCCUGGGUGUAGCUGGUCAUCCACGAGGUGGCAGUUUGAAGUCAGCCCCACGCCCUGUGCAUGACACCACUCCUGGGCAGCAUUCCACCUGUGACCUGCAGGUCUCAGGCCAGACUCUGGCUACACCUUUCUCAGGCAAACCCAGCUCAGACAAGGAGUAAUGCCGGCUUGAGUGACAGCUGGUGUUUGGGAUGCCAAAUCAGAAGCCCCAAGACCACCUCCCGCUUCUCAGUGAGGCUCCCCAGGAUGAAUGAGAGCUCCCGAGGUCCAGGCUUCUCCUCCUGUGGACCAGUUUCCCUUCUAGUGCAUUCCCUUGCCCACUCUCCAAGCAGUGCCAUGACUGUGCGCCUCCCACUGCAGCUCUGCUGGCCGUGCAGCACAGGCUGGGACAUAAAUGUGCUGGGCCUGCUUGGAGCCAGAACUGAUGCUCCUUUGGGCCCAGCUCCGUGUCACCCCCCACUCCAGGCCGGGCCCUGGGGCGUGGCCUCAGGGCCACCUGCACCACCCUGCACCAGGCUAUGUCCACACAGCAAUUUGCCUGCCCAUCUCUCAGCCUCUACCCAGCAGCCUCUGAGCCCCCAAGAUGUGGGGAUGGGAGGUGCUGUAGCCUGCAGGGCCCCCGAGGUGGGUGUGGGGGAUGCCCGGCGGGCCCCACGGGCCCGAGCAGAACGUCGGAGGCACACGAUCACCAAUGGCGUGGACUGUGGCCUGCUGAAGCAGGUGAAGGAGCUGGAGCAGGAGCAGGAGUUGCUGCUGCAGGGCCUGGAGAUGAUGGCGCGAGGCCGAGACUGGUACCAGCAGCAGCUGCAGCGGGUGCAGGAGCACCAGCACCAGCUGGGCCAGAGCAGAGCGGGCGCUGUGAGUGCUGGGACCGAGGACUUCGGGACUGCCGGGGGCCCCCGCCCUCUGGGCCGGCUGCUGCCCAAGGUGCAGGAGGUGGCACGGUGCCUGGGGGAGCUGCUGGCUGCCGCCUGUGCCUGCGCGGCUCCCGGCCCAGCCCCCGCCUCAUCCUCGCCCCCCAGCUGGCAGCAGCAGACCAUCCUCAUGCUGAAGGAGCAGAACCGGCUGCUAACCCAGGAGGUGACUGACAAGAGCGAGAGGAUCACCCAGCUGGAGCAGGAGAAGUCAGCGCUCAUCAAGCAGCUGUUCGAGGCUCGAGCACUCAGCCAGCAGGAGGCCGGGCCCCUGGACUCCACCUUCAUCUAGUGGACGGAUGGAGAUGCCGCGGGUUGGGGUCCUUGAGGGGCCCCACCUACCCCUUGCAGUCUGGGCUUCCUGACCUAGAUGCAAACCAGUUCUGGCCUCAGACUGCGACCUGGGUGGGGUGACAGCCCAGAGCUGCUCCUGCCAUUGUCAGUAGACAGUGGGGGCCCCACCUCUGCCUCCAGAUCUCAGGCAUCCCUGGGGAGGGAGGGCACAUUUACAGCUGCCCUGUCCCCUCCUGCUCUGACCCUGGGCUCCUGGGUCUCUAGGAAGAGCGGCCGCUCCAGGCUGCACUUCCAAUCAUGGCCAGAAGAGGGCGAGAAGGGAGCACUGGCCCCAGACCUGCCGCUGCCAUAUGCAGGGACACUGGGGCCUUGGGUACACCCAGACUUGGGGACCCAGUGCCCGGGGAUGCAGGAACAGAUGCCUUCCCUCAGCCAGGCCUUUAAGACACUGUCUGCGGCUCAGAUGUGAACAGACUGGGGCAUGAGGUGCCCUCUGAGAGGGGGCUCUGCUUGGCCUGUUGGGGGAGCCCCAGGGCGGGAAAGGAGCUGGCUGCAGCUGCACAGGCCUGGCAGGUGCUGUUGCGGGGCAGGGCUGGGCUUGCCAGGCCCUAAGAGGAUACGGCUUUGGGUUUGUUUGGGUUUUUUUCUUUUUGUUUGGUUUUCUUUUCCUUGUUUUGUAGUACUGGGGAUUGAACCCAAGACUUCUGCAGUGAGCUGCAUCCUCAGCCCUUUUUAAUUUUCAUAUAGGAUCUCUUAAGUUCCCCAGGCUGGG
Messenger RNA from Heterocephalus glaber (naked mole-rat), 2860 nucleotides. The record is from RefSeq and is a predicted model, not a curated record. Lineage: Eukaryota; Metazoa; Chordata; Mammalia; Rodentia; Bathyergidae.